Macrosiphum euphorbiae (potato aphid) is the source of this 237-nucleotide messenger RNA. The record is from the annotation of a GenBank genome assembly. NCBI's taxonomy places the organism in Eukaryota, Metazoa, Arthropoda, Insecta, Hemiptera, Aphididae.
AUGAGGCAGCUUGAAGUUACUCAAAGUACUGGCUCAUCAACUGCGAUGCGGAAGGAGGAGUCCACCACAUUAAAAUACCUAGUAAAUCAGGAUGGAUCAAGUAUUGGAGGAUUAGGAAAAGGAGAAGGUGCAGAGGGUCAAGAAGUAGGUGCAUUCGGUCUAGGAACUAGAAAUGAAAGAGGAGACCGCCUUGUAGACUUCUGCAAUCAACAUAUUAUGACCAUAACUAAUACAUAA